This is a messenger RNA of Doryrhamphus excisus (bluestripe pipefish), 1256 nucleotides long. It is a transcript of the gene snapin, whose product is annotated as SNAP associated protein. Gene Ontology annotation, molecular function: SNARE binding. The record is from RefSeq and is a predicted model, not a curated record. Lineage: Eukaryota; Metazoa; Chordata; Actinopteri; Syngnathiformes; Syngnathidae. Gene Ontology annotation, biological process: intracellular protein transport; endosome to lysosome transport; lysosome organization. Gene Ontology annotation, cellular component: BORC complex; BLOC-1 complex; synaptic vesicle.
CAAACGUCACGAUGACGUCGUUUCCGGUGAAGUGUCUUUGCCUGUCAUGAACAAUGGCGUCGGGGGCGAUUGUUGACGAUUCAUCAGGCAAAGAUGCUAUUUCGGAGGGACUGCGAAACCUUUUAAAACCAGCCAUUCAGCAACUUGAUCUGCAUGUACAUUCUGUCAGAGAAAGCCAAGUGGAACUAAGAGAACACAUCGAUAACCUUGCCACAGAAUUAUGCAGGAUAAAUGAACAUCAAAAGGUUGCUCUAGACUUGGACCCUUAUGUAAAGAAACUUCUGAAUGCCAGACGAAGAGUUGUGCUUGUAAACAACAUUUUACAGAAUGCUCAGGAACGACUCAGAAGACUAAACCACAAUGUAGCCAAAGAGACGGCGCGGAGAAAGACGAUGCUAGAGGCUUCAGGAGUGUUCAACUCCCGCUCCCCCAGCAAACCCUGAGCAUCCGCUUCCUCUGCACAGCAAAUAUACUAUGUGGAUUAUCCCAAACCAGAAGGCACACAUCAGUAUAGGAUGCUUGAGGAAAGACCGCCUGCAUCAUCUGAUAUCAUAAUCCAAAUUCAGACUGCUUUGUCUGGCAGCAUUCUAUGUCACACGCCGGUGGUUGUUUCGUUUCACGAUGAAGCAUUGUUUUUCCAUGCACAAUUGUUUGACAUUUACUACUUAUGGAUGCUACUGACAACUAAAUGUCUUGAUUAUGCAACAGCACUCCCUUCCAUUGGUUGUUUAUGUUUCUUUAUGAAUGUGUCUCAUGUUAUCUUCCAUUUGGAGCUGUAUGUAAAGUGUUUACAUGGAUGAGUUGUUUUCCAUUUUGUAGCUGUGCCUUUUAAUCGGUUUAAUUAAUUGAAUUGCACUGAGCUUAUCCGUUAUUUGUAUAUGAGUUUGGCCCAUCGAACCCAAAAGGAAAAUAAUGGCGGGUAUACCACAACCGAGUAGAAAAUGAAGAUACCUAAAAUAUGUGUGAUGUCAUAUGUGGUACAUUGUACAUGUAUUUUAAAUAACUAAUCUUGACACUUUUUUGUGUUUAUUACUACUAAGGUACUUAAAAUCGAACCAGAGAGCAUAUUUCGAAUUAUUUUAAACGAUGACAUUUAUAUUUGCAUAUUUGUUACAAAUGUCUUGUCCGGCUUCCCGUAGCUAAAGCUAAAAGCUAUGUUUCCCUCGCUUGUUUUAGAUUAAUUCAUUGAAAAAAUAUAGUAAGAACAGUUAAAUUGUCAUGGACACCCUAAUAAAGCAUUACAAUUGUUUUAAAAA